GAAGCUGCAAAAAACUCAGACAGAAUUAGAUGAAAUCCCUGCCAGUGGAUUAAUUGUGGCUGUAACAAUCUUUUCUAAAGGAGACUUAUCAGUGAAGACAGGAUUUAACUCAUCUGGAUGAACAAGGUGAUUGGUAAACAGGUUCGAAGGAUCUCCAAGACUUGACCUUAACAGCCCAGGAUACAGUACUCUCUGAAAUCAACAGGCCAUGGAUGCAUCAAAGGGACCUCAAGGCUACCACCAGACAGAGGGUGGCUCAGUGAAGAUGCCCCGGCCUAUUUGUCUGAUUGAGAAUGAAAGUGGAAGUAAACUGCAGGUGAACCAGGAGGCCCUGAACAUCCUGAGCUCCAUCAAGCAGCCUGUGGUGGUGGUGGCCAUUGUGGGCAUGUAUCGUACUGGCAAGUCUUACCUGAUGAACAGACUGGCUGGGAAGAAUACAGGGUUUUCCCUGGGCUCCACCAUCCAGUCUGAGACAAAGGGCAUCUGGAUGUGGUGUGUGACUCACCCCCGCAGAGAAAACCGCACACUGGUCCUGCUGGACACAGAGGGCCUGGGGGAUGUGGAGAAGGGAGACCAGACAAAUGACACUUGGAUCUUUUCACUGGCUGUCCUCCUGAGCAGCACCUUGGUCUACAACAGCAUGGGCACCAUCAACAAUGAAGCACUGAUGAGCCUUCACUAUGUAACGGAGCUGACAAAGCGCAUCAAGGUGAAGUCCUCCCAGGAGGGAGAGGAUGAAGCCUCGUCUGAGUUCAUGCGCCACUUCCCCUCCUUCGUGUGGACCGUGAGAGACUUCUCUCUGGAGCUGGAGCUGAAUGGGAGGACCAUCACAGCCGACGAGUACCUGGAGAACGCUCUCAAGCUCAACGCAAAUGACUCCAAAAACAAUGCCCCACACCUUGCUCUCAGUGAUGGUCCCAGAAAGUGUAUCCGAAUGUUCUUCCCUGUUCGGAAGUGCUUUGUGUUUGACCGGCCCACCAACAAGCGCAAGCUAAAGAAAAUGGAAGAGGUGGGAGAUGAUGACCUGGAGCCUGACUUUAUCAAGCAAACCCGAGACUUCUGCAGUUACAUUUUAAGUGAUUCAAAGGAGAAAAGCUUCACAGGGGGGAUCAUAGUCAAUGGAAGCAUGCUGGCUAAUCUGGUGGUGACGUAUAUGGAUGCCAUUCGAGGAGGACAGAUGCCAUGCCUGGAGAACGCAGUGCUGGCACUGUCACAGAUCGAGAACUCUGCUGCAGUUGAGAAGUCACACGCCCUCUACAGGCAGCUGCUGGGAGAACGAGUGGUGCUGCCCACUGAGACACAGGAAGAGCUCGCCAGUGUUCAUGAGGGCUGCCUGAAGGAGGCGCUGCAGCUGUUCAUGGCCCGCUCCUUCAAGGACAACGACCAGCAGUACCAGAAAGACCUCAUGGAGCAUAUCAAGGAGGAGUAUGAGAGGAAGUGUCAGGAGAACGCAGAUCUGUCCAGGAAGCACUGCAUUACUCUGCUGCAGCAGCUAUGGCAGUCUCUGGACCAGGAGUCCUACAUGAGGCCAGGAGGAUAUGCUGACUACAGAGUCCAGGUGGACUCCAUCAUUCAGCAGUACAGAGAUACACCUGGCAAAGGCAUACAGAGUGGCCAUGCCUUGGAGUCCUUCCUGAAGGAGAAGAGUGACCUGGAGAGAAACAUUUUGAUGGCAGACAAAAGUCUUACUGAAAAACAACGAAUCUUAGAGGCGGAGAAAGCCCUUGCAGAGGUCGAGAGAGUUAAAGCAGAGGUAGCCAGGCAGGAACAAGAGGCCAUGGCUCAGAAAAUGGAAGACAUGGAGAGAGCGCACAGAGAAAAUGAACAGCAGCUAUUGGAGAAAAUCAAAUGGGAACGCAAGGCAAUGAUGGAAGAAAAUGAACGAGUUCUUACCCAGAGAUUGAAGGAGCAGCGGGCCCUGGAAAUGGAGGGGUACAAGUGGCAGUUAGAGCUGAUGGAGGCCAAGCUGGAGAACAAGAUGCUUAAGCAACAACAGGAUUCUUGUGUGAUUUCCUAAGCACUUUUUUUCCGGAGAAAUUUCAAAA
Megalops cyprinoides (Indo-Pacific tarpon) is the source of this 2045-nucleotide messenger RNA. Its product is annotated as guanylate-binding protein 1-like. Lineage: Eukaryota; Metazoa; Chordata; Actinopteri; Elopiformes; Megalopidae. The transcript is spliced from 12 exons. Gene Ontology annotation, molecular function: GTPase activity; GTP binding. The record is from RefSeq and is a predicted model, not a curated record. The coding region runs from base 209 to 2017 and encodes 602 amino acids.